Molecule: messenger RNA, 1596 nt
Organism: Ceratotherium simum simum (southern white rhinoceros)
Lineage: Eukaryota; Metazoa; Chordata; Mammalia; Perissodactyla; Rhinocerotidae
Gene: HMX1
Product: H6 family homeobox 1
Biological process (GO): negative regulation of DNA-templated transcription; regulation of transcription by RNA polymerase II
Cellular component (GO): nucleus
Molecular function (GO): DNA-binding transcription factor activity, RNA polymerase II-specific; RNA polymerase II transcription regulatory region sequence-specific DNA binding
Source: RefSeq, a predicted model, not a curated record
AUGGGGGAUGAUGCCUCUUUAAAUUCACCCUCCACCAGGCACAUACCUCCUCCCUUCGGGGACCCGCAGAAAGGCUCACUGGUCUGGGACGACCAGCUCCGAGCAGAGCGGCGAGGAGGAGCUAUUGAGCUGCCGCUCUCAGCGGCGGCUCGGAGCCGCCGGCCGAGCCUGAACGCGCAAAGCCUCCGAGGCGGCGACCCCGCGCGCGCCUCUGCUGACCAGCUUGUCUCCGAGCUCGGCCUCCCGGCUCACCUCGACGCGGGGCUGCGCUCGGGCUCCGGGACCGGCAGGGAGCAGAGGCCGAGGCCUGGGAGAGCCCCAGUGCGGCCAACUCACACCUCUUCACCGACCCUGCGACCAUGUGCCGGCUCACCAACCUCCGCGCCGCGCCGGGACUCCGCCGCCACAGUCGGCAGCAUCGCGGGGCCGGCAGUGCGCGGGCCCAGCGUGGGGCGCGCCGGCCGCUGCCCGCUGCCCGGCGGCGAGGGACACGCUCUCCGCAACCCUCUGAAGGCCCACUCUUCUCCGCGCGGGACCACACCAUCCCCUCGCCCCCCAUCCCCCGCGCGUCCUCCAGAGGCAGCGGAGAGACACCGGCGAGCACCCCGGGCCCGGGCCGCCGGCCUGGCCGCGCCGGCCUCCACUCCCAACAUCCUGGCGCGGGCAGGGGCGCUUACUACCCACGGUUUACAGGAGAGGAAACAGGAUGGGAGAGGCCUCGGUCCCCGGCCGACCCCCGGUCCCGGGCCGCCCUACGCUCUGGGCUGCGGCGGCGGGACGCGCUGGUACCCGCGGGCGCACGGCGGCUACGGAGGCGGCCUCAGUCCUGACACUAGCGACCGGGACUCACCGGAGACGAGCGAGGAGAUGGGCCGUGCUGAGGGCGCCUGGCAGCGGGGCCCCGGGCCGGGAGCGGUGCAGCGGGAGGCGGCAGAGCUGGCGGCGCGGGGCCCGGCGGCCGGCGCGGAGGAGGCAGCGGAGCUGGCCGAGACCCCGGCGGGGGCGGCGGAGGCGCGUGGCGGCGUUGGCGUUGGCGGCGGCCGCAAGAAGAAGACGCGCACGGUCUUCUCGCGCAGCCAGGUAUUCCAGCUGGAGUCCACCUUCGACCUGAAGCGCUACCUGAGCAGCGCGGAGCGCGCCGGCCUCGCCGCCUCCCUGCAGCUCACCGAGACGCAGGUCAAGAUCUGGUUCCAGAACCGCCGCAACAAGUGGAAGCGGCAGCUGGCGGCCGAGCUGGAGGCGGCCAGUCUGUCCCCGCCGGGCGCGCAGCGCCUCGUGCGCGUGCCGGUGCUCUACCACGAAAGCCCCCCGGCCGCGGCCGCCACCGGGGCUCCCGCCGCGCUGCCCUUCCCGCUGGCGCCCGCCGCGCCCGCGCCGCCCCCGCCGCUGCUCGGCUUCUCUGGGGCCCUCGCCUACCCACUGGCCGCCUUCCCGGCCGCCGCCUCCGUGCCCUUUCUGCGGGCACAGAUGCCCGGCCUGGUGUGAGCCCCCUGCCCGCUGGGCCCACUCCUCGUGGCCGCUGGGGACCUCUGCGGACACGCAGUCGGCGCAGCGGGGGCGGCGGGCGCUCGGAGGGCCGUCGGGGAGCGCUGGGAC